Messenger RNA from Tinamus guttatus (white-throated tinamou), 396 nucleotides. NCBI's taxonomy places the organism in Eukaryota, Metazoa, Chordata, Aves, Tinamiformes, Tinamidae. The record is from RefSeq and is a predicted model, not a curated record.
AUGAGGGGCAGCUCAGGGCUGGACCCGUCUAACCCCGAGAGUUUCGGCCUCUACUUUGUGCUGGGUAUCUGCAUGGGGCUCCUGCUCACGCUGGGCCUGGUGGUGCUGCGCAGCUCGUGCCCUCUGCGCCCGCCCCAUGAUGACAGCAGUGAUGAUGAUGGUGACGAUGAGGCUGAGGAGGAAGAAGACACCAUCGACCGGGUGGCCUCUGAGUCGUUGCUGCCAAGCACAGAGCUGCCCCCAGAGAGCCCUAGUGCCAUCAACGUCUUUGCCUCAGCCGAGGAGCUGGAGCGGGCGCAGCGGCUGGAGGAGCGCGAGCGCAUCGUGCGCGAGAUCUGGCGCAAUGGGCAGCCCGACCUACUGGGCGCUGGACCUGCUCACCCACCCUGCUACUGA